AUGUCCAACACCAUCAAGCAGGCGGCAGAAAAGGCCCGAACAAAGACCUCCGAGGUCAUGGGCGGGGCAAAGAAUGCACAGAGCGAGGGGGCCGCGGUGGCCAACGACUUCCUGCACACGCCGUACAUGAGGGCAGCACUGCCCUUCAUCAAUGGGGGUCUCAGCGGUAUGGUGGCUACCACAGUCAUCCAGCCCGUAGACAUGAUCAAGGUCCGCAUCCAGCUGGCAGGGGAAGGGAUUUCGACGGGGCCCAAGCCCACCCCCCUCUCGGUGACUCGUGAGAUCCUGGCUAAGGGCAAAGUCGGUGAUCUGUACACUGGUCUGUCAGCUGGCCUGCUCCGCCAGGCCGUGUACACGACUGCGCGCCUCGGGUUCUUCGACACAUUCAUGGGCAACCUAACGGCCAGGGCCAAGGCCAAGGGCCAGCAGAUCGGAUUCGCUGAGCGUGCGACAGCCGGUCUGACAGCGGGCGGCCUCGCAGCCAUGAUCGGAAACCCUGCCGACCUGGCCCUGAUCCGGAUGCAGAGUGAUGGCCUGAAGCCUGUCGACCAGAGGAAGAACUACAAGUCAGUUAUUGAUGCCCUCUCACGCAUCGCAAAGAGUGAGGGCAUCGGCGCGCUGUGGGCUGGGGCCACACCAACUGUGGUGCGCGCCAUGGCCCUCAACUUUGGCCAGCUUGCCUUUUUCAGCGAGGCCAAAGCACAGCUCAAGGCCAACACAGACUGGUCUACCCGAACACAGACACUCAGCGCCAGUGCCAUUGCUGGCUUCUUUGCAUCCUUCUUCUCGCUGCCCUUUGACUUUGUCAAGACCCGGCUGCAGAAGCAGACCAGGGGACCUGAUGGGAAGCUCCCAUACAAGAGCAUGGCAGACUGCUUCACUAAGGUGGCCCGACAGGAGGGCCUGAUGAGAUUCUACCGAGGCUUUGGAACAUACUAUGUGCGCAUCGCGCCACAUGCCAUGGUGACACUCAUCGUGGCAGAUUAUCUUGGUUGGAUUACCAGGUAA
Cryphonectria parasitica EP155 is the source of this 1008-nucleotide messenger RNA. RefSeq names its product mitochondrial carrier. Gene Ontology annotation, molecular function: oxoglutarate:malate antiporter activity. The coding region runs from base 1 to 1008 and encodes 335 amino acids. The record is from RefSeq and is a predicted model, not a curated record. The transcript is spliced from 2 exons. Lineage: Eukaryota; Fungi; Ascomycota; Sordariomycetes; Diaporthales; Cryphonectriaceae. Gene Ontology annotation, biological process: transmembrane transport.